AUGGAUAGAAGAGAACAAAUUGAGAACUGGUUGGUUGAGGCUUCUGAUGAAGAACAAGUUGGAGGGUCAACUUCUGAGUCGGAGUUAGACGAGAUAACACAAAGCGAUAUAAUAGUGCUAGUGAAAUCGACGAAUUGUCCGCACACUCCAGUGAGUCUUCAGACAACGAGGACGACGGCUGUGCAGGGCAGUAUGAUAAAUUCUAUUUUACCAGACAUAAUGGCAGAAACGGUCCUAAACAAAAAUGGUCAAAGUCUCCACCAACAAGCUCCGCAAGAACACGAAGACAUAAUAUAA
Acanthoscelides obtectus is the source of this 297-nucleotide messenger RNA. NCBI's taxonomy places the organism in Eukaryota, Metazoa, Arthropoda, Insecta, Coleoptera, Chrysomelidae. The record is from the annotation of a GenBank genome assembly.